AUGGUUGUUCAUAAUAUAAAAGACCGCACCUCCUUCGAAACUGCCGUCUCCACCACCACCACCGCCGCUGGUGCCGCCAGCAACGCAGCAACCACGGGCCAAAAGACCCCUCUCAUCGUCAUAGACUGCUUCGCCACCUGGUGCCCCCCAUGCAAGGCCAUCGCGCCCAAGCUCGUCGAGUUCUCCGAGCAGUACCCAAACGUGGGCUUCUACAAGGUCGACGUGGACGAGUGUCCGGAUGUCGCGCAGGAGCUGGGCGUGCGGGCGAUGCCGACGUUUGUUUUCUUCAAGGACGGACAGAAGGUCGACGAAGUAGUUGGGGCCGUGCCGGCGUCGAUUGUAGCGGUGAUUGAGAAGUAUGCCUCUUAG
Histoplasma mississippiense is the source of this 369-nucleotide messenger RNA. RefSeq names its product thioredoxin. The record is from RefSeq and is a predicted model, not a curated record. NCBI's taxonomy places the organism in Eukaryota, Fungi, Ascomycota, Eurotiomycetes, Onygenales, Ajellomycetaceae. Bases 1 to 369 code for a protein of 122 amino acids. The transcript has 2 exons.